This is a messenger RNA of Plasmodium malariae, 576 nucleotides long. It is a transcript of the gene VPS29, whose product is annotated as vacuolar protein sorting-associated protein 29, putative. Bases 1 to 576 code for a protein of 191 amino acids. Gene Ontology annotation, biological process: intracellular protein transport; retrograde transport, endosome to Golgi. The transcript has a single exon. Gene Ontology annotation, cellular component: retromer complex; endosome. NCBI's taxonomy places the organism in Eukaryota, Apicomplexa, Aconoidasida, Haemosporida, Plasmodiidae. The record is from RefSeq and is a predicted model, not a curated record.
AUGAGUGGAAAAUUGGAAGACAUAGGAGAGUUAGUUUUACUAAUAGGAGAUUUUCAUUCUCCUAUGAGAAAUUUAGGAUUGCCUGAAUGUUUUAAGGAUCUUCUAAAGACUGACAAAAUCAAACAUGUAUUAUGUACAGGAAAUGUUGGAUCAAGCGAAAAUUUGGAGUUACUUAAAAAUAUAGCUGACUCCGUUCAUAUAACUAAAGGAGAUAUGGAUGACAAUUUUGAUUUCCCAGAAGAUAUUACCAUAAAUAUUGGAAAUUUUAAAAUAUCAUUAGUUCAUGGCCAUCAAAUUAUUCCAUGGGGUGAUAUGAAUGCCCUUUUACAAUGGCAAAAAAAAUAUGAUAGUGACAUAAUUAUUACUGGUCAUACACAUAAGAAUUCUAUUGUUCAUUAUGAAGGCAAAUAUUUUAUUAACCCAGGAUCAGCAACUGGGGCUUUUCAACCAUGGCUUUCUCAACCUACGCCAAGUUUUAUCCUAAUGGCCGUUGCAAAAAAUUCAAUUGUUGUAUAUGUAUAUGAAGAAAAAAAUGGAAAAACAAAUGUUGAAAUGAGUGAGCUACAUAAGCAGUAA